GGUCCCCCCACCCGGCGAGGCCCGUGGGGCAGGCCCUAUGGGGGGAAGGCGGGGCUCCCGGAGGACGUCCACUACGGCGUUCUGGGGUUCACGGAGCUCGGCGCCCCGGCCUCUCCCGGGCAGCGGCUCUUCCCCAUCCAGUGCCCAGGGCUGCCGCGAAGACAAGGUGCCCGAGCGUGCGGGCUCCGGCCUCCCGCGGAACGUGCUCAGCGAGCGGGAGCGCAGGAAGCGGAUCUCUGUGAGCUGCGAGCGCCUGCGGGCCCUGCUGCCCCGCUUUGAUGGCCGGCGGGAGGACAUGGCCUCGGUCCUGGAGAUGUCGGUGCAGUUCCUGCGGCUGGCCGGCGGCCUGGUGCCCAGCCAGGAGCUGCCCACCGCCGCUCUCGCUCCGUCCAAGGAGACGUGGCGUAAGUGGCAGAGGGACGUUUUGCAGCUGGCCCUGUCAAGCCCGACCUCAGCAGGGGCACCAGACUCCGGGAUGGCGGCGCCUGGCGUGGCCGUGCCCCAGGCUGCGACCGCAGGUGUGGCCGAGGGCGAGGCCCCGCUGGGGGCGGCCGAGGUGCUGGACGGGCCGCCAGCCCUCCCCGAGCCUUGCAGCCUGGUGACCCGGCCCCCAGACCCAAGUCCCUCCAAGGCCCUGAGGUUGCCUCCACCCUGGCCUCCCCGCUCCUGGCAGCCACCCUCCCCUCUGGUGAGCAAAGAGGCUCAGAGCUGCCGGGGCCACGCUGGGCCCCUGAUGGAGGGGGCCGACUCUUCCAUGACACUGGACGCCAGGUCUGCGUCCGGAUGUGAUGUGGAAGAUGGGGCGUCCUUCCUGCUGAGCGCCAGUCCCGACUGGUGGCUGGGGUCUCUGGAGGGCAGAGGCGCCAGUGUCCCUUCUCGGAGCAUGGCCAGGAGCAGCCUGCUGGACAGGGCAGAGCCCAGCUUCCUGACAGACAUCGGGCCCGGCUCCCAGGAGCUCCCAGACGGCCCCCUGGAACCCUGGGGCUCGGACGCCGGCUGCCCCAGCCUGGCCCUGCGGGAUGAGGUGGACAGCAUCUUCCCCGACUUCUUUCCCUGCUAGGCGGUGGGGAGGGGGUCAGUGCCACACGUGCCCAUGUCACGUGCCGGGUGGCUCAUCCCGGGUUCGGGGGGCGGCGGGGCCGGCUGCGUAUUAAAGGCGGUGCUUCUCCGGAAACCAGA
Molecule: messenger RNA, 1179 nt
Organism: Leopardus geoffroyi (Geoffroy's cat)
Lineage: Eukaryota; Metazoa; Chordata; Mammalia; Carnivora; Felidae
Gene: SOHLH1
Product: spermatogenesis and oogenesis specific basic helix-loop-helix 1
Exons: 7
Coding region: 38-1060 (340 amino acids)
Biological process (GO): regulation of DNA-templated transcription; spermatogenesis
Cellular component (GO): nucleus
Molecular function (GO): RNA polymerase II cis-regulatory region sequence-specific DNA binding; DNA-binding transcription factor activity, RNA polymerase II-specific; protein dimerization activity
Source: RefSeq, a predicted model, not a curated record